GCGUUAUUAUGGGUCAGUGGUGUGACGUCACAGAGUGGGCGGUCUCCUGUGUUGUACUCCACUUUCAUUCAUCAGGGUUACAGAAGUGAAGUGCGGGACUACACCGAUUCCUUCUCCCGGGACCCACACUCCAGAAAAGCACGACCGAGUAAGUAUUCAGAGGCAGCAUGGCAGAAGCUCACCAGGCGGUUGCCUUUCAGUUCACUGUCACUCCCGAUGGCAUUGACCUACACCUUUGUCAUGAGGCCUUACGGCAGAUUUAUCUUUCUGCCUUACACUCCUGGAAAAAGAGGUUCAUUCGGUUCAAGAAUGGUAUUAUGACCGGAGUUUAUCCUGGAAGUCCUUCUGGACUCCUUGUUGUGGUUGGAGGUUAUAUGACCUAUACAAAGUAUGCGGAGAUAGACCCAAGUUUAGGACUCGUAACUAAGCUGGCCACUCAUUUACCAGUCAGUAACUAUAUAACAGAGGACACCCAGCGUAUCGUUGGUGGAAUGCUGAUUGGUACGGGGGCUUGGGUCACUAUAAUCUUUGUCAUGAGGAAUGUUCUGAAAUCUCUCCUGUCCUGGCAUGGCUGGAUGUACAAUCGGCAUGGGUCCAUGUCCUUAAGAACCAAAAUUUGGCUGUUACUGGUAAAGUUGUUCUCUGGACCGAAGCCAAUGCUGUUCAGCUUCCAGAGCUCACUGCCACGCCUACCCGUGCCUGCUGUGAAGGACACAAUGAAAAGAUACCUCGAAUCAGUGCGUCCUCUAAUGGACGAUAAGCAGUACAAACGUAUGGAAGGACUGGCACAGGACUUUGAGAAGAACUUGGGCCCCAAACUCCAGUGGUACCUGAAGCUCAAGGCCUUUUGGGCCUCUAAUUAUGUCAGCGACUGGUGGGAGGAGUACAUUUACUUGCGAGGUCGUGGACCCAUCAUGGUCAACAGCAACUACUAUGCAAUGGACUUCCUGUACGUUUUCCCUACUAAUUUGCAAGCCGCCAGAGCAGGGAACACCAUCCACUCCAUCAUGCUUUACAGAAGGAAACUUGACCGAGCUCAGAUCAAACCUGUUUACUUGCUGGAGAACAGAGUGCCGUUGUGUUCGGCACAAUGGGAGCGGAUGUUUAACACAUCCCGCAUCCCAGGCCUGGAGACAGAUAUCUUGCAGCACAUGAACGAGAGCAAGCACAUCGUGGUUUAUCACAAAGGCCGCUUUUUCAAGGUGUGGAUGUUUUACGACGGCCGCUUGCUGUUACCCAGAGAGAUUGAGCAACAAAUGGAGAGGAUUCUGGCAGAUACAUCCAAGCCUCAGCCUGGGGAGGAAACAUUGGCUGCACUUACUGCAGGAGACAGACUGCCUUGGGCAAAGGCCCGUGCCGAGUUUUUCAGUAGGGGAAAGAACAAGUCUCUGGAUUCAGUGGAGAAGGCUGCUUUCUUCGUCACGCUGGAUGACACAGAGCAACGUUAUGAACCUGAUAACCCUGUGCAGUCCCUGGACAGCUAUGCAAAAUCUUUGCUUCAUGGAAAAUGCUAUGACCGAUGGUUUGACAAGUCCUUUAACCUGAUUGUGUUUAAAAAUGGAACAAUGGGCCUGAAUGCUGAGCAUUCCUGGGCUGAUGCCCCCAUUGUGGGCCACCUGUGGGAGCAUGUGUUGUCUAUGGAUCCUAUAAAGCUCGGUUACACUGAUGAUGGCCACUGCAAGGGCAAACCACAUCCCAGUCUGCCUGGACCCCAGCGUCUACAGUGGGAUAUUUCAGAGGAGUGUCAGUCUGUCAUCAACAGCUCUUUGACGGUGGCUAAUGCCUUGGCAGAUGAUGUAGACAUGCACAUCUUUCCCUUCAACAACUUUGGCAAAGGUUUAAUCAAGAAAUGCAAGACCAGCCCAGACGCCUUUAUUCAGAUCGCACUCCAGCUCGCUCACUUCAGAGAUAAGGGCAAGUUCUGCUUGACAUACGAGGCCUCCAUGACGCGUCUAUUCCGUGAAGGUCGCACAGAAACUGUUCGCUCCUGCACAGUGGAGACUUGCAAGUUUGUUCGUGCCAUGAUGGAUGAAAAACAGACGAGAGAUGAGAGGAUGCAACUUCUGAAAAUAGCAGCAGAAAAGCACCAGAACCUCUAUAGAAUGGCCAUGACUGGCAAAGGCAUCGAUCGCCAUCUUUUCUGCCUUUAUGUGGUGUCUAAGUACCUGGGAGAUGACUCAGCCUUCCUCAAAGAGGUGUUGUCUGAGCCGUGGAGGCUGUCCACUAGUCAGACUCCUCUACAGCAGGUGGAGCUCUUUGAUUUGAAGAAGCACCCAGAGCAUGUCACCAGUGGUGGUGGCUUUGGACCAGUUGCAGAUGAUGGUUAUGGCGUGUCCUAUAUCAUUCUUGGAGAAGACCUAAUUAACUUCCACAUAUCCAGCAAGCGUUCCAGUCCAGAGACUGACUCCCACCUCUUUGGCAGCCAUAUUAAAAAGGCCAUGCUCGAUAUACUUGAGCUCUUCAAUUUGGACAAGAAGUUGGACUGAACUGUUCUUCUCUCUCCAUACAUAAAAUGGGUUUCAUUUCAGUGAAAUCCUCUGUGUGAUCAACUUUAAAUUUAUUGUUGAUUUUGUAAUUUAUGAUUGAUAAAACAAUAGUUGGGAUUGAUAAAUAUGACAAAUAUUGUAUGGAAUAGAAGAUUAUAUUCAUGUUAUUUUCAGGUUUUAAAUGUGUUUCUUUGAAGUAACUAUACAUUUAGAACUUUUUUAAUAAUGGAUUGGCCCAGGCCUUCUUUUGUUUUUGUUUUUUUAGUUAAUGUGCUGAAGAAAAACCUAGAUAACAGUUUGGCUGAAAAGCCCCCCACUGUUUUUUGUGCUUUAUCAAUGCAAAGCAAUUUCAAUGCAAUGUUUUUAGGAAGUAUUACUUACUCUGCUGAACAUGAAGGACACAUGAUAGUGGCUGUGGUGCCAGACAGCCACUAGGUGGAGUACUUGGAGAACUUAUGCUGUGAGCUUUUACUUUAAGAAACAUUAUACAUAUCACUGGCAUGAGAUUUCUUAUACACGUACUUGACACAUUUUUUGCAUUAACUUUAAAUGGCAAACUACAUUACAAGUAAAUAUCAAUUAAACUGUACAUUAUUCUUCAUAAA
Molecule: messenger RNA, 3091 nt
Organism: Silurus meridionalis
Lineage: Eukaryota; Metazoa; Chordata; Actinopteri; Siluriformes; Siluridae
Gene: cpt1ab
Product: carnitine palmitoyltransferase 1Ab (liver)
Biological process (GO): fatty acid metabolic process; carnitine metabolic process
Cellular component (GO): mitochondrion
Molecular function (GO): carnitine O-palmitoyltransferase activity
Source: RefSeq, a predicted model, not a curated record